AGGCACUUUUUUUCUGGUUUCCCUCUCAUUCUUUCCUUCGACCAUGGAGUAAAACUAAAGAAAAUAAAAAAAAGAUGCCACCAAUAAAUCCCAACAACAACGCAAUCUACGAUGGAGGAGCAGCCCUAGACACGACAUUUACCAUUAACGAAUCAGACUCGGAUUCCUUGUUCAGUACAGGUUCACAUCAUUUUGGACAAGAUGACGACGAUGAAGAAGAAGCCAAUCAGACACUUUUAACGCAGCAUGCCAAUCGGUCGUCGACAUCGGUCUUUUCUUUUGAAACUAUACCCAUGAUUCCACUGUCUCAGACUCAGGCAAGAGGCCCAGAGUUACAAAAGAAAGUUUCGUUCUGGAACGGUUUAGGCUUAGUGGUCGGUAUGAUGAUUGGCAGUGGAUUAUUUAGUUCUCCAGGACCUGUGUUGGAAUCAUCAGGGGCAUAUGGUACUGCUUUAGUCGUAUGGCUCUUGUCAGGUCUAUUAGCUCUAUCAGGCGCUUUAUGUUAUGCUGAAUUAGGGACUAUGUUACCUAUGAAUGGUGGCGAGGCUGUCUAUCUAGGUAGAGCUUUCGGUAGUCUAGUAUCAUUUAUAUUUGAAUUUGUCACCAUUGUCGUUCAAAAGCCUGGCAGUUUAGCAAUUAUAUGUAUAGUCUUUGGUGACUAUGUCUCACGAAUCGCAUAUCAUACCUAUUUUUUCAACGUGCCUCAUAAUUCGGAUGCUUCGGUAGAAUUAGCAGAUUCUGUUAUUCCCAAAUUUCUGCCAAAAUUAUUGGCUGUAAUUUGUUUGUUUAUAUUGACAUUAAUUAAUGCAUUGUCCGUCAGAGCUGGUAUCCGUGUGCAGGAUGUCUUGACUGUUGUUAAAGUAUUAACUGCCAUUGUGAUUUCCGUUGUUGGUGUCGUUGUUUUGUCCAAUAAGGGCCUGGUCGUCGGCGAUAGUUUCCAAGGCGAGCCAUUCGCCGGCUUUAGUUCGAUAAGUUUUGGACAGUUUGCUGUGGCUUUUUAUUCAGGCCUAUGGGCUUAUGAUGGCUGGAAUAACUUGAAUUACGUGUCGGGUGAAAUGAACGAUCCCCAUCGUGAUUUACCACGCGUUAUCAUCUUUGGUAUCCCUCUAGUCAUCUUAUGUUACAUGUUGUCCAAUGUGGCUUACCUGGCUGCCCUUCGCCCUGAAGUAGUCAUGCAUACAAACACCAUUUCAAUGGACUUUGGAAAAAAGAUAUUUGGUCCUGUGGGUGGAAUUAUUUUUGCUGUUUGUGUAGCACUCAGUUGUUUUGGUUCAGCUAAUGCAAGUGUGUUUACAGGAGCUCGUAUCAUCUAUGUAUCAGCAAAACAGGGACAUAUUCCCAGCUUCUUUGGGAAACUUGAUCAAUCACGCCAAACUCCUAUUUUGGCACUGAUAUUACAAGCCAGUCUCACCACCAUCAUGAUCAUGAUUGGCAGUUUCAGGAUGCUUGUGAAUUUCUAUUCACUAUGUGCUUGGAUAUUUUACUUUUUAGCGGUGCUUGCUCUUAUUAUUUUUAGAUAUACCGAACCUGAUCUAAAGAGGCCUUACCGUGUUUGGUUAUCCACACCAAUUCUGUUCUGCAUGGUGGCCUUAUUUUUAUGCACGACCCCUUUUAUCGAAGCCCCCGUCGAAAGCUUGAUUGCUUUAAGUUUUGUAUUAAUCGCAAUUCCUUUUUGGUUUGGUUACGUCAAGUAUAGAGACGCUCUUUCUAAAGCAUGGGAUCAUGUGACAAAUCGGUUUAGGAAGAGACAAGGUUACCAGGGAAUGGAAAUGACCGAAACAGACUAGAAAAUAUUUAUAUACAUCAUAUUUAUAUUAGACGCUUUUACAACAAUAAUAAUAUUUACCCCCCCCCCCUUUUCAUGUAUAAUCUGUGUCAACCAAGAAUUAUAAUAUGAAAAAUAAAGCUCGGUGUAAAUUCUGAGCUUAUCACAUAAACAAUGCGAAUAUCUCUAUAUCGAAAGUAAUAUAUGUAGCAAAAUAACUUUCAUAGUAGACUUUUUUUUUAUAAUUAAAAC
Molecule: messenger RNA, 2017 nt
Organism: Mucor mucedo
Lineage: Eukaryota; Fungi; Mucoromycota; Mucoromycetes; Mucorales; Mucoraceae
Product: amino acid permease-domain-containing protein
Exons: 6
Coding region: 75-1787 (570 amino acids)
Biological process (GO): amino acid transmembrane transport
Cellular component (GO): membrane
Molecular function (GO): L-amino acid transmembrane transporter activity
Source: RefSeq, a predicted model, not a curated record